Molecule: messenger RNA, 291 nt
Organism: Amoebophrya sp. A25
Lineage: Eukaryota; Dinophyceae; Syndiniales; Amoebophryaceae
Source: the annotation of a GenBank genome assembly
CACGGCAAUAUGAUGGUGGACUUGCGACCCGGGGUUCGAAAGUGGAAAGUGCGAGUAGUAGUUUUCUCGCAGCAGAACACGAAUGUGCAGGAGCAGGAUCUCCUAAAGGUGUUUACACAAAUAACAGAGGAAAGCACAAAGACAAGUUAGCAGAAGAACAAGGCAGCUCGUUUCCGCCCAUAAAGAAUAGUGCAUCAAGUAGACGAGACCCGAACGCUUCAUCGACCACACCUACUGACAAGACACAAGUUGUAGAGGUACCGUUACGCGGAGGGCAAGUAAAUAUGGCUG